AUGUUGCUGCAGUACUUCCUCACGGUCGGCUUGGCUGCUACGGGUUCUUUGGUUGACGCUGCACCCACGAGCGCCUACACCAAGCGAGGUGUGGACUUUAACUGGGGUAGUACGAAAGUCCGUGGUGUCAACAUUGGUGGAUGGUUGGUCCUUGAACCCUUCAUCACGCCAUCCAUCUUCGAGAAGCACAGUACUGCCGAGUGGCCGGUGCCAGAUGAGUGGUCACUGUGCGAGAAGCUCGGGAAAGAUGGUUGUGCAGACGCACUGAAAUCCCACUGGGACAGCUUUGUCUCACUCGACGACUUCUGGAAGAUCAAGAACGCCGGCUUCAACAUGGUCCGCAUCCCCGUCGGGUACUGGUCGUACGUUAACCCCUGGGGUCCAUACACGCAAGGCGCGGCGCCCUAUCUCGACGCCGCCAUCGACUGGGCGCGACAAACCGGCCUCAGAGUCGUCAUCGACCUCCACGGCGCGCCAAAAUCGCAGAACGGCUUCGACCACAGCGGCCAUAAAUCCACCUACCCCGGCUGGGGCGACGCUGAUAGUCUCACCUACACCCACGCCGUCCUCAAAACAAUCGAGGAGAAGUACGCCGUCCCCGACAUGCAAGACGUUGUCGUCGCCAUCCAGUUCCUCAACGAGCCGUUUCUGGAGAAAUUGGACUGGGGAAUGGUCAAGCAGUUCUACCGCGACGCGUUCUUCAACCUGCGCGAGAUCAGCGACACACCUGCCAUGCUGCACGACGGAUUUAAAAGCCCCUCGUGGAUGAACAACUUCCUUACCCCGCAGGACGACGGCGCGCAGAACGUCGUUGUCGACCACCAUGAGUAUCAGAUCUUCGACUCCGGGCUCCUCGCCAUGUCGGUCGAUGAACACAUCAACCUCGCCUGCCAAUCUGCAGAGUACUACUCCACAUCCGACAAAUGGACCAUAGUGGGCGAAUGGAGCGGCGCCCUAACCGACUGCGCCCCGCACCUCAACGGCUUCGGCGCCGGCUCGCGCAUGGAAGGCACCCUCUCAGAUGACUCGUCAUACAUCGCGUCCUGCGCGGGCAAAGCGGGCCCCGUGUCAAAAUGGAGCCAGGACUGGAAGGACAGCGUUAGGAGGUAUAUUGAGGCGCAGCUCGAUGCGUUCGAGGCCAAGACGCAGGGGUAUAUGUUUUGGAACUUCAAGACUGAGGCGGGCGCGGGGGAGUGGGAUCUUUUCCAGUUGCUGGAUGGGGGCGUGUUUCCGCAGCCGCUUGGGGAGAGAAGGUUUGGGAGGGGGUGUGGGAAUUUUUGA
Messenger RNA from Dothidotthia symphoricarpi CBS 119687, 1281 nucleotides. Its product is annotated as glycoside hydrolase family 5 protein. Gene Ontology annotation, biological process: glucan catabolic process. Gene Ontology annotation, cellular component: cell surface; extracellular region. The transcript is spliced from 4 exons. The record is from RefSeq and is a predicted model, not a curated record. Lineage: Eukaryota; Fungi; Ascomycota; Dothideomycetes; Pleosporales; Dothidotthiaceae. The coding region runs from base 1 to 1281 and encodes 426 amino acids. Gene Ontology annotation, molecular function: glucan exo-1,3-beta-glucosidase activity.